Molecule: messenger RNA, 1306 nt
Organism: Sipha flava (yellow sugarcane aphid)
Lineage: Eukaryota; Metazoa; Arthropoda; Insecta; Hemiptera; Aphididae
Gene: phr
Product: deoxyribodipyrimidine photo-lyase
Biological process (GO): photoreactive repair
Molecular function (GO): deoxyribodipyrimidine photo-lyase activity
Source: RefSeq, a predicted model, not a curated record
UAUUAAAAUGUCUGAUGGUUCACCUCCAACUAAAAAGCUUAAGAAACCUAGUACAGAUAUUAGCAGUUCCAAGAAUAGUGACUUCUUAAAAGAUGUGGCUAAUGAGCGUAAAAAGGUAGCCACUUCGAUAAUGGAUUUUAAAUUUAAUAAGAAACGUUUGAGAGUAUUAUCUAAAAUGAAAGAAGUUCCUGAAUGGGCUGAUGGAGUUAUCUACUGGACUUUUCGAGAUGAACGUGUUCAUGAUAACUGGGCAUUGCUGUUUGCACAAAAAUUAGCCAUUAAAAACAAAAUUUCACUACAUAUUACUUUUUGUCGACUACAAAAAUUUUUGGACUGUAGUUUACGACAUUACAAACAUAUUUUUCAAGGUUUAGAAGAAUUAGAAUCCGAAUGCAAUAAUUUAAAUAUUCAAUUCCAUUUCUUAAUUGGUUGUGCAGCAGACAUACUUCCAGAUUUUGUCAAGAAGCAUAAGUUGGGUGCUAUCGUUGUAGAUUUUAUGCCUGUUCGAGAACAUAUGUUAUGGACUCAACAAUUAGCUGAACGUAUUGGAUCUGUUGUUCCAGUUAUUCAAGUUGACGCCCAUAACAUUGUGCCCUGUUGGGUAGCAUCUGAUAAGCAAGAAUAUGCUGCAAGAACAAUACGUAACAAAAUCAAUAACAAACUACCAGAAUAUUUAACAGAAUUUCCACCAGUUAUCAAACAUCCAUUCAGUGGUAAACUAAAAGCUCAACCUACCAAUUGGGAUGAAGCCGACAAAACUCUUGAAGUAGAUCGCACAGUUUUACCUGUACCAGGCCUAAAAGCAGGUUACAAGGCUGGUAUGAAUGAACUAGAAAAUUUUAUUCAGAAAAGAUUAGCAAAAUAUUCUUCAGAUCGCAAUAAUCCAUUAAAAGAUGGUCUUAGUAAACUUUCACCCUGGUUGCAUUUUGGUCAGAUAUCAGCUCAAAGAUGUAUUUUAGAAGUAAGUAAAUUGUCUAAAAAGUUUCCAGAAGCUGUUGCAGCAUACAGAGAAGAAGCUAUUGUUCGUAGAGAACUCUCUGACAAUUUUUGUUUCUAUAACCCUAAGUAUGACAGUAUUGAAGGAGCAUCAAGCUGGGCUAUAACCACCCUAAAUGACCAUAGAAAAGAUAAACGAAAGUAUGUGUACACUCGAGAAGAGUUAGAGAAAUCACGCACACAUGACGAUUUAUGGAAUUCUGCACAAAUACAAUUAGUAAAGGAUGGUAAGAUGCAUGGAUUUCUUCGCAUGUAUUGGGCAAAAAAAAUUUUGGAAUGGACCGACACUCCAGAAAGAGCUUUAGCUGAU